Messenger RNA from Osmerus eperlanus (European smelt), 2754 nucleotides. RefSeq lists its product as uncharacterized. The record is from RefSeq and is a predicted model, not a curated record. The transcript is spliced from 5 exons. The coding region runs from base 408 to 1160 and encodes 250 amino acids. NCBI's taxonomy places the organism in Eukaryota, Metazoa, Chordata, Actinopteri, Osmeriformes, Osmeridae.
CCCCUGACACACUCUUUCUCUCUCCCUCGCUCUGUGUGUGCAUGUUCCUCUCCCUCGUUCCCCCUCUCACUCCAUUCUCCAAGAGGCAGCUCUCCUCUCCCUGCGCUCUCUCUCUCUCUCCACAUCCUCGCCGCGCUCCUCGCUCGUUCUCCUCUCAGCCUCCAUCUUCCAGGCCGGCUCCCCUCGCGUCUGCCAGCUCGGUCCCAGAAGGAGGAAACUUCUCUUUACUUAAACUUCUGAAGAAAGUUUUUUUUCUUCUUAUUUUCACGCUUCAGAUUUUUCGGUCACCCCUGGAGCGGCCAGCGAGGGCGGUUAGUGUGAGAGUGUGACCAGGGGUCUACAGUGUUGCUCUACGCUCAGUGGGGUUCCUCUACGUCGUGACCUAAGGAAAAAAACCUACUGUCACCAUGAUCAAAGUCCAGCUGCUGCUUCUCCUGGCCCUUGUCGGCCCCUUCUGUGCCAUCGCACGCGCAAGAAACAUCAGAUCGGUGACCGACACCCCAGAAGGCCCUGCGGCCACAGAAGCCUCUGUCGUGGAAGAGCCGCUCCCCGUCACCGAUGCCGCUGAACCCGAGGCCGCCGCUGAGGAAGCCGUGGUAACGGACGCCCCAGCCGAAGAAGUCCCACCAGCCACGGAAGCAGCCGCCGCAGAGCCCGCCCCAGAGGCCACCGAGGCCCCUGAGGUAGUCGCCGUGCCGGAGGAACCGGAAGUGGUGGUGUCUGCUGCCCCGGAGGUGGUUGCCACGGAUGCGGCAGCGGCGGAACCGGAGGUUGCGGCGGAGGUUCCGGCUGAGGUUCCGGCUGAGGUUCCGGCGGAGGUUCCGGCGGAGGUUCCAGCGGAGCCCGAGGUUCCAGUGGUGGCCGAGGCGGAGCCCGAGGUUCCAGUGGUGGCCGAAGAACCGGUACUGGUGGCAGAGGCGGCUGGUGAUGUGGUUGUGGAGGAACCUGCGGCUGAGGGCAUGGCGUCUGGCCAGCUAGCGGGCAUCGUGAUUGGUGCUUUGGUGGCAAUCAUCAUUGUCAUCGCUAUCAUCGUUGCCGUGGUGAAGAGGAUGGGAAAAUACUCGUCUGCAAAGAAAAAGCCUGCGAAAAAAGAGAGCAUCUUGCCCCUGAGGAGAAAGGCUGCAAAACAGGAAGAGCGCCCCAAGUUCUGGAAAUUCUGAACAACUGAACUAUGUCACAUCCUGUCAGUAAACAAGCAUGCUACCAGCACUCUAACCUAACCAGGAUUUUGGACUGUCGCCAAAAGGACGGGGGGGAAAGGUGGAAGUGGGGAACCAUCCCCCCUCUCUUCUCCCCCAACCCCCCCUCCCCCUCCCCUCCCCUCUUUGGAGUCAUUGACAUCAGUGACUCUCUCCAGCCCUACAUCAACCCCCCACACCAACAACUCACGGACAGAGAGAAUAAAAGGUAGCCACAGGAUGUCACAAUGAAUUUCAGAGUAUUUCACAUGCGUAAAAACUAAAAGGAAGUAAGGAUUAUCGGACUUGGCGUGGUAGAAAAGCUCUCUCUUAAGUAGUGAUGUGUACAUUAACUCAGAUUUACAUUUGAGUUGGUGAAGAGGAUCUAAACACAAAAACAAAACAAACAAAAAAGUACAAAUCGAAAGGUAGACACAAAUAAAACACAAAAAAAUGAGGAUUGAGGAAGGAAGAGGAUUGUUGUUGUGAAUUCCAUAGGGUGUAUAUACCAUGUAAAGGGACUACAUACAGUCAAUGACUGUCUCAUAACUUUACCGUUGCUUUCAAAAGCACUUACAGUAGAAUAAGACAUGAACAUACACAUUGUCGCUGUCUAUUGUAGCCAAUGGACCCCUCUGAAAACUCCAUGUACAUUUAUAGUAUUCUCUCACCUUAACACCUAGCCAACGAGUCCCUCACCAGCAGAAAAAAAAAAGAAAAUGUUCAACAACUAUAUGAAGCACGAGGUGCAGAUGUUGUUUAAACAUUAUGCUCAUGUUGGGAAGGUUAGUGAGGGCCUUAUGAACAAGGUGCCCUGAUUUGCAAGAGUAACGUGACAUUCUGCCCGUUUUAACACUGACAUAUAAAAACCUAAUACAUAUCUGUGAAAUUUAGCAGAAGGGUUUGUGCCACUGUCUCUGGUAUUCCCUGGAUAGUUUGGAGUAUUUUGACCGUAGAGGUGCAUUAAUGUGAAUUGACUGUAUUUUGACUGGCACCCAUUCCAACAGGACAGCUCUGAUGACCUGAUAGGUUGUCGAUCAAAAAGCAUGUUCCACAGACAGGUAGUGAUUAUCCUACAGCCGGCAUUGUCCAUGGCAAUGCCUUCCAUCUCCCCUCUCUCUCGUUAGGGCAGAAUGCCUCUACACUCACCAUGAUAAAGUUUCCCCUCCAGAAUGCAUGCAGAGGAUGACUUGUCACUGAUGCAGAUGUGUCAGUGCAUCUCCAUUGCGCGUUUCUAUUGUCUGUGUGUUUGUAAGUGGCCAUUAACGGGUGUACAAAUAAUUCAGUCCCAACUUAGCCUCGCUUGCUUUAAAAACUCAGUUUAAUAAGUGCACUGAAUGAGUGAUGUUAAUGUUUAACGAAUCCGCUUUAGACACCGCAAACAUUUGCGACGACGUUGCUCCUUCGCCUUCGCCCCCUAAACCCUUCUCCCCUCCCACUCCCUGCUUUGCUCCACAUUCUCAACUCUAGGUCUUUAAUUUUUGCUGUCUGAAUUUGUUUGAGUCAUUUUAUUUAAUUGCAGUGUUUUUGUUCAUACUGUUUCAAAAAAAAAAAAAAUGAAAACACUCCACAAAUA